CACUAUACUAAUAUAUGAAUAAACUAUUUUAUAUUUUAUUUAUAUGUUAUAUAAAUUGAUUAUGAUGUGUGAUUUUUUAUUUUAUUAUUUAUUACUUAUAAAUAUUAAAAAUAUUGAGUAUGUUAAUACGAAAUAUAUUAGGAAAUUUAUUUUGGUUAUGAUUUGAUAAAGGAAAUCUAUUAUUUAAAUUUUGGAAAGAUAUUAAAUGCUUAAAUCUAUGAUUUAAAUUAAGAAAAGACAAGCAUGCUUAAAUAUAGGUUCAAUAAAUAUCUUAAUGGCAUUCUAAUGUAAAUAAGUAGUAAAACUAAGGGGUAUUUCUAUUUUGUACUUCUGUUUUAAUAAAGUAGAUAGUUUUUUUUUGUAACUUCAAAUAAGUCAAUAAGAUAAAAAUUGAAAAUAAAAUUAUGUAUAAGUUGUUGAUUUGUAGCUUCAGAGAACUUACAUUCGUCAUUCAGUAGCCUUGCAAAUUUCAUAUUACUCGUUUUUCUUACCCGAGCUUAAAUAACUAAUAAAAAUGAGUCGAUUAUACGGUAAUCAUUUGAAUUAAAAACAAAAACAAUUCUUACAAAUGAACAUAUUUUUCUAAAGUUGGCUUUCAUUAUAUAUAUAAAAAAAUGUUGUUAUAGCAUUACUAUAUACUACGUGCAUCAUUGUUUAAAGCUGUGGAUACAAAAGAGAGAAUCAAGAAAUAGUAUAAAUAUUUCGCAUGCAAUAAUCCACCACGGGGUCCAUUAACGAAAUAAGAGAUGAUAGAUAUGAUCCAUUCACUUUUUUCUUUCUACCAAAACAUUUCGAAUGAAACAUCUUUAUUGAGAGAUACUAAAGAGAGGAUGAUGAAUUGAUGACGUAAUACUAACCAUUGAUAAUUUUAAUUCAAAUCUUUCUUGCUUCAUACAUCUGAUGAAGUUACUAUCUAUUGUUUUUAACAUUUUAUUAAGCAAAAAAGGAACUUAUUUGUAUAAUCAAAAUUAGCUAAUGUUUUAAAAGAAAAGAGAAGGCGUCUUAAACCAAAAUAAAACCCCUUUAAGACAAUUGACUUGUAAAUCAUCUUCUUAAAUUUGGCCAACUGUCAACACAACAACUCUUUCCUUACUCUAUAUAAAUAUUAAUACACAUCUUCGCCAACAAAGAAAACAUAUUCUUCACUAACUCUCUCUUAGAGAUUCAUGAUGCCAAUCUCAGAGGAAGCUUCUGGUAAGAAGAGGUUAGUUGUUAAGAAGCUUUUCGCUAGACAGCAACACGAAGGGUUUGGUGCUGUUGUAAGAAGAAGCAUCGGAAGGUUUGAGUUAAGAUACUUCGACCCAUUUCUUGUUUUGGAUGAGUUCUCAGUUACGGCUCCUGCAGGGUUCCCAGAUCAUCCACAUAAAGGAUUUGAGACGGUCACUUACAUGUUAGAGGGAGAGAUUUUGCAUGAAGACUGUGAAGGACACAAAGGGGUGAUAAGGGAAGGAGGAUUACAAUGGAUGACGGCAGGAAAAGGCAUAGUUCACUCUGAAAUGCCUUCUUCAAACGGUAAUGGCACUACUACUCACAACAAAGGCUUGCAGCUUUGGAUCAAUCUUUCCUCAAAACAUAAACUAGUAAUGCCGAGUUAUCAAGAGAUUGAGAGCAAAGAUAUAGCAGAAGCAGAGAAAGAUGGUGUGAGAGUGAGAAUCAUAGCAGGAGAAUGGAAUGGAGUUAAGUCAAAGAUCUGCACAAGAACACCAACAAUGUAUUUUGACUUCACUCUCUCACCUGGUUCUAAAAUCUCUCAGCACAUUCCACUUCACUGGAACGCGUUUGUCUAUGUUCUUCAAGGCCAUGGCCAUUUUGGGGAUGCCAAGUCACAACAUUCAACAGCUGCCGCGCAUCACAUGCUUAUUCUAGGCCUAGGUGGUGACCGGUUAGAGGCUUGGAACGGUUCUGAUUCUGGUCUGCCGCUUCGGUUUAUCCUUGUUGGUGGUGAGCCUAUAGGUGAACCAGUGGUUCAGUUUGGUCCUUUUGUUAUGAACACACAGGAAGAGAUUGACCAAACCAUUGAUGAUUUUGAGAAUUUUACCAAUGGAUUCGAGAAAGCUAGACAUUGGAAGUCUCAAGCUACUUCUGACUUGGGAUUCUUCUAAUACUUAACAAAUUGUUUUAAUAUCUUCUUACCUUAUAAUUGUUUAUUUUUCUUGAUUUUUUUUCCAUUAUCCAAUGUUAUUUUAAAUUAUUUGUAUUUUGAUAUUUCCAUUUAUUAGAAAUAAGGAAUUGUUUUAUAAAUCCAUUUUAGAUAUUCAACAUAUUAAAAGGAAAAUAAAUGUGUUAUAUCUC
Molecule: messenger RNA, 2292 nt
Organism: Brassica rapa (field mustard)
Lineage: Eukaryota; Viridiplantae; Streptophyta; Magnoliopsida; Brassicales; Brassicaceae
Product: pirin-like protein At1g50590
Source: RefSeq, a predicted model, not a curated record